This is a messenger RNA of Leptonychotes weddellii (Weddell seal), 2728 nucleotides long. NCBI's taxonomy places the organism in Eukaryota, Metazoa, Chordata, Mammalia, Carnivora, Phocidae. The record is from RefSeq and is a predicted model, not a curated record.
UGGAGCAGCAGUGUGAUGAGCACCGCCGUCGGGCCAAGGAGCUCAAGCACAAAUCUCAGCACCUCAGCAACGUGCUCAUGACGCUGACGCCCGUCUCCCUGCCGCCCCCCACGAAGCGGCCCCGGCUGGCAAGGGCCACGUCCGGGCCGGCUGCCAUAGCCUCGCAGGUGCUCACCCAGUCUGCCCAGAUCGCCCUCAGCCCUGGCGUGCCCGUCUCCCAGCUGACCGGCGUGCCGCUCGGCAAAGUGGUGUCCACCCUGCCCUCCCCCGUGCUGGGCAAGGGCCCCCCCCAGGCUGCUCCUGCCAGCUCGCCUGCCUCGCCGCUGCUGGGGGGCUACACGGUGCUGGCCUCGUCGGGCGCCGCCUUCCCUGGCACGGUGGAGAUCCACCCGGACGCGUCCAGCCUCACGGUCCUGAGCACGGCCGCCAUGCAGGACGGCAGCACUGUGGUCAAGGUGCUGAGCCCCCUGCAGCUGCUCACCUUGCCGGGCCUGGGCCCCACCCUGCAGAACGUGGCCCAGGUGUCACCUGGGGGCAGCACCAUCGUGACAGUGCCCACGGGGGCCGUCGAGAGCGCCAUGGCCGCCUCGGGGCCCGAGGAGCACACGGCCACCAUUGAGGUGGCUGCCCUGGCGGAGGGCCGUGAGCACAAGUAGACGCUGGUGGAGGGCGAGGCCCCUCGUGGGCACAGGGCUGGCCGCCUCUCCUCAAGCCGCGGCUGGGCGGGGGCACGUAGCCCCGGCGCCCCGCGGGUCACGUUGGGCUGAACCAAAGAGAGGAAACACCAAAACAGACGAGGAGCAGAAGGGAUCUCAGACGACAGACCUGUGUAGCCAGCCUCGCACUCGCACGCCCUCCCCCUUCUUUCUUAGGAAGUACAUUUUUCCAUCUGUUGCUUAUUGAUACUGUUUACACGUUGGGCCUGAUCAGGAGCCAGGCAGAGAGGACGAGGAGGCAGAGCCGGGGAGCGGGGCCCGGACCCCGUGGGUGCGAGGGGCCCCUGGGGGGCCUGAGCCGGCUGGGGGAGGGGGUGUCACUAACACAUGUCUUGGGAACCGUCCCCAAGUGUGGAAACCCAUGGAUCCUAUGGAUUUGGUUUCUUCCCACAGUUUUCUGUAGGUUUAGUGUGGCCCGGCACCCUGUUCUCCCAUCUCUGGAACAGGCCUCGGUGCUGCCGCUGGUCCCCACACGGCUCUGGGCUGGGGCUCCCGGGCACCCGCCUGCGCAGAGGGCCAGGGGGCCCCAGUAGCAUGAGCUUGCCGUCUGCUCACCUCCUUGUACCCGGCAGGGGCCGUUGCACACGCACCGUGGGUGUCUUUAAGUGAAUUGUUUAGUAGGCUUCUAGGAAGAGUCAGAUUUAUAGCAUUUUCAACCUAAGCAACGCUGAGUGCCUAGGCUCCCCGAAUUUGCUCUGGGUUCCAGAGUGCUUUGUACAAGCAGUUGUCAGGACGGCCCGCGGGGGACUGUGUGUGCUGGUGGUUCCUUCUGCUCUGGCCGUGAGCUCUUGGCACCGGCAGGCCACCCAGGGGAGUGUGACGGUGGGUGUGCCCCUGGGGCCUUGGUUCCGGGGUUAGGGGGUGAACAGAACAAGCCAGGAACUGAGGAGGAUCUGCAUGGGCCGAGGGCUCAUUGUCAACCCCUGUGCUCAGCCUGUUGGCGGGGCCAUCGUAACAGCCUUAGCACUUAGCCCCCCGAACUCCCUAUGCCCCCUACCUGGAGGUGGAGGUGUAUUUGGGGUGACGGCCCAGUAGUCUGGGCCAGGGCCAGUCAGGGUGGGGCCCUCCGUGGGCCACGUGCAGCUCUGAUUUCGGACGCAGGAGGGAGAACAGGCAGGGGUCCCCUGAAGGCCUGGAGCCGUCUCCGGCAGGGCCCCAAGGCCCGUCCGAGCCCUUGAGUGGCAGGCCCCCUCAGACCUGCCAGUUCUGUUGCUUGCUGAACACCCUUCUCUGGGAGAAGGGGGGGGGCUUCAGAGACAAGACGCUGCCCCACUUUGUGCUUCGAAGGGAACCGAGUUCUGUGUGUCCGUCCUUCCAUCCGUCAGGUGCCCCAGACCUACCGGAGCGGGCCUCGCCCCCCGAGUCAAGCCACCGACCGAGGUGGUCUCUUUCUGUUUUCUUUCUGUUGCGUACAUGUUUGCUGUUCUCGUGGGUCAGCUGGUUUCAGCAUGAUGUUUCCUUGCUGGUGUACGUGCUCAUCUUCAUGGUGUCCUGAUGCCUGAGGCAGUGUGAUCCCCGGGGGUGGGCGCCGCCCCGCCUGGCCCUUCCUGUCCGUCUGCACCAGCUCAGACCAUAGGUGAAACCACGUGGCUGAUAAAACCGUGUCUUGUCCUUGGAGGCUUUGUCACAGUCAGCCGCUGCCCUGCCCUCAGACCGCAGGGGUGCUGGGGGGAAGUGCAUGUCAGAGCCAUAGAAACAGAAGCCACAGCCCCGAAAUAACUGCAGCACGCCCCCCCUUCCGCCCGGGCUGGGGGGCAGACACCUGUGCCUGGCAGGGCCCCAAGCGGGGAGGGUUCCUGGGGCUCUGUCAGUGCGCCCGCGCCUUCCAGUCCCCCAGGGCGGGUCUGCGGUGGCUUCUGGGGAGCAGGACUGGAUUGGGUUUUUCUCGCGGUGCCGAGCGCCGGCUCAGAGGCAGCCUGGGGAAGGGAAGCAUCCGGGUUCUACUUUGUAUGUUGUUUUGCAAGUAUCUGCUUGGUACUUUGAUUUACAGUAAAAACAUUUUUCAUAAUGUG